AUGACAAACAGUGAGGGAAGCCGUGCUUCACAGAGGAGAAUGGUUGAAGGAGAAUCAAGCAAUGCAAGGGAGAGAAGGCUAAAAAUGCAAGCCGAUUUGGAAGCAAUGACUCAAAGGAUCGAAGGUUCUGAUGCAGAGGAGUAUGUCUACUCUGAAGAAGAGUCUGAGAACGAGGUUUUGAGGGAGGAAACCAAGAAGAGGAAUGAUUCCAUUAGUAGUGAGAGUGAGCAAGGAGAGUUUGAGAUUGGAGUGAACCUUUUUCAAGAGGAAGGAGAUGGCUCCCCAACUGAAGAAGAAAGUGAUGGGACUCCAAGUGAAGAAGAGGGUGAAGAAGUCAAUCAAGAGAUUGAUGGAAGUGAACAUGAGAGUAACCAAGAUGAGCCCAUGGAGGAGGCUGAGCCACAAGAGGAGGAGGAAGAACUCCCCAUGUUCCAAGAGCACUACAAUGCUCUCUUCUCCAUGGAUUUCGUGGAGACAAGAUAUCCACAUGUUGACACAAUGAAGGCCCUUGGAAUCUUUGAGGAUGUAGAGCUAGUUCUCAAGAACAUGCACUUGGGAAGGUUUUUCUCUCAUCACAUGGAAUCCUACAAAGAGCUCACUUGCGAGUUUUUGGCUUCAAUGAGGCAGUUGGAGAUCUUGUUUGGUUUCAACUAUGGAGAAGGGACUGAGUGGAACUUCAAGGAAAAGGAGCUCCAAAGGGUUUGGGCUACAAUCGCUGAAGUGGGAUACUCUUCCUCACGAUCUAAAGCCGCUCAAAUCAGGAGUCCAGUGCUUAGUUAUGUGCACAAGGCACUCGCCCACACCUUCUAUGCAAGGAAAGCAACCGGCACAAUAAAUGAAGGGGAACUCAAGCUUCUUGACAUGGGAAUCAAACCCAUCCUCUCUCACACAAGCGAUGGCAAGAGGAUUAGAGGAGAUAGCCACACAGGGAACUUGAUGCCUUCCUUGACCAGCUCCUCACCUACAAGACCACAGCCUACAACACUAGCAUCAAAAGGGAAGGAAGCUAAGUGUUGGAGGGCUCAUCACUCCUAUCUUUUGGGCAUGAAGGAUGAUUGCGAGAAGAGGAGCCUGACUCGAUCGAGCUCGAUCGAGCUGAGGAUCGAGCUGAGUCGAGCUGAAGAUCAGUCCAGGAGAAUGGAUUUGGGUGAGCCUGAGUGCUAUUACUUUGAGGAGUAUGAGGCUCCAAGGAUGAACCCCUCUGUUGUGGCUGCCCACAAGAGGAUUGGACUUCUCCAAAAGUUCAACAAAUGGCAAGGGAAGCCAUGA
Molecule: messenger RNA, 1269 nt
Organism: Microthlaspi erraticum
Lineage: Eukaryota; Viridiplantae; Streptophyta; Magnoliopsida; Brassicales; Brassicaceae
Source: the annotation of a GenBank genome assembly